AUGGCAUCACAAUCACCCAAUAAAAGUGCAAAGAAACUCCAAUUUAAACAGAAAAUCCUUUCAACGAUCAGUGGGAAUAAAAACCAAAUUAGUAAAGCUAUCAUGGAAUCAAACCAACCAGUCUCCGUGGGCAAACAAACGAGGCCAAACUCUCGCUUAAGGCGAAUUGAAGAAAAGAUGAGAGCUGCUGAUUUAGAAAUUGAUUCUGACUCUGAUAGCAGUAAUGACGGAUGGGAUACUGAUCUUGAUGAUGUGGCUUCAGCAUCUGAAGAAGAAUAUGAAGAUCCAUUAAAAGCAAUGUACAUCAACGAAUGUAAAAAGAAGGGCAUGACUCCAGUAUCCCACUAUGUACGGCACUUUACCGAUAAAGGUCUCCAUCUUAGCCAUUUAGGCCUGGGAUCUCGAGAUAUCAAAAUUCUUGCUCAAAGUCUUGUGGAAAAUACUGCCACGGUUAAGCUAGAUCUACAGGAUAAUCGUCUCGAAGGAGAAGGAGCUGUUGCUAUCGCCAAUAUGAUGAAAGAAAAUACCACAAUUAAAGAAAUAAAUUUAGCCGAAAACAGAAUUCGAAGUGAAGGAGCCAAUGCUGUAGCUGAAAUGCUUCUUUAUAAUACAGAGAUGCUCUCCCUGAAUGUUUCAGGAAACGAUUUUGAAGACAACGAUGCAGAGAUAUUAUCGGAACCCAUUAUGAUUAAUUUCCACCUACAGACACUUAAUUUAAGCCAUAAUAAGUUUUCCAUUAUUGGCGGCCAAUUCUUAGGGAGUGCAAUAGCUCAAAAUGAUGGAAUCGAAGAUUUAGAUUUAAGUUGGAAUCAUCUACGGAAAAAAGGUGCACAUGCAAUCGCAAUCGCUUUAAGGAGUAACGUUAGGUUAAAAUAUUUAAACUUGUCUUGGAAUGGUUUUGCUGAUGAUGGGGCAGCCAUCAUGGGUGAAACAUUAAAAUAUAAUAAUACCCUCCUAGAGUUGGAUCUCAGUAAUAAUCGUAUAGGAGUCAAGGGAGCAAAGGCUUUAGCUCUUGGUUUAGCAGUCAAUGACACCAUUAGAGUUAUAAAAAUUGGCAAGAAUCCAAUUUAUGCCGAAGGUUGUUGUUCGAUCCUUGAAGCCAUAAAUCGCAAUCCUCGAACGGUUAUUGUAGACAUAGAAAUGCAGGAUAUUCUUAUUGAUGACGUUUGUGGAAAGAUACUAGAAGAAAUAACUAAAAAAUUUCCCACGAUUAAAAUCACUCAUGGCGGUUUUUCCAAUAACAGCGGUCUUAAAAGUAUUAAAGUUGAUCCAAUGGCUGUUUUACAAGAAUAUAUCGAAAGCCAUAACUUGAGAAUUAUUGAUUUAUUUAAUCGAUUCGAUCGUGAUAACAGCAGAACUGUGGAUAAACGAGAGUUCUUGGAUGGUAUGAAGACUUUGGAUGUGCCACUGACUAAAGAUCAAUUGCUAGAGCUGGUUGAUAGGCUAGAUGCUGAUGGUGAUGGUCAAAUUGCAUACGGAGAGCUAGUAUCAUCAUCUCGAGGCAUAUUGCUUGAUAAACGAACGAUUAAGAAGAAAAAGCUGGCUGCUGAUAAAGAAAUUGAAGAAUUAGCCAAACAAGCUGAUACAACGUCCUUAAGUCCAGUUAUAAGAUCUAAUUCAACGUCAAGAAAAUCGAUUGUAGCUGCAAUAGCUGAAUUACAAGAUAAAGGCCUAUUAGCGCCUAAUGCAAGUAUAACUCAUGGAGCUCACGGGGCUUCUUUGAGUCCUAGAAAAUCGAUAGCUAAAUUGGAAGGCAUAAACAAAAGCAAAGCUCUUGCCUCUCCACAACCCAGAUCUAUUUCAGUUGUAUCAAAUAAAAGUAAUUAUUCCAAAUAA
Messenger RNA from Trichoplax adhaerens, 1836 nucleotides. RefSeq lists its product as uncharacterized. The record is from RefSeq and is a predicted model, not a curated record. The coding region runs from base 1 to 1836 and encodes 611 amino acids. Lineage: Eukaryota; Metazoa; Placozoa; Uniplacotomia; Trichoplacea; Trichoplacidae. The transcript is spliced from 14 exons. Gene Ontology annotation, molecular function: protein binding; calcium ion binding.